Molecule: messenger RNA, 1684 nt
Organism: Penaeus monodon (black tiger shrimp)
Lineage: Eukaryota; Metazoa; Arthropoda; Malacostraca; Decapoda; Penaeidae
Exons: 7
Coding region: 623-1654 (343 amino acids)
Source: RefSeq, a predicted model, not a curated record
CACUACUUUACGUCCGUUUGUUGCUUGAAUGUUUCUCUCUUCUGUCCUAAAUUUGUGUUGAAGAAACAUGAGGAAAUAGGAAAAAUAAAUUUCUUAUGAGAAAUUCGCCAAUUCAAUGAACAUGACAUAGGAGAUGGAAAUAUUUUAUAAGACUGGCCCAUAUAAUGCUGUGCCAGGAUGUAAUGGCCAUAGUAUGGGAAGGAUGCAAGAUGUUAAGUUGUUUUUUGAUGUGGAAGGAAUGAGAUAUGCGUAGAUGAUUGUCCUAGAAAAUACCUGCACAGGAAAAACGAAAGCGAGAGACAGAAAUGACCUUUGAAAAGCGACGUUGCCGUCACGAGUUACACUGAUAUUUCAAAUGCCACGGAAGUCCGCAUGAUAUUAAGUUGCGUUGACCUUUUCUUUAAAAAGAAAUAAGAAAAAAAAAAAUAUAUAUAUAACACAAGGCAGGAAAUAUUAGAAAUCUUGACGAAACCAAAUCAUGGGAAAAUAACAUUAGAUUAUAAAAGAGAGACAUGGAAAAAUAAUAAUAGUCAUUUUUUUUUAUUUUUUAACGCCCAACGCUAUUUUCCCUGUUUAAGGAAACCAACUCUCAUUUCCCCUUUAUCUCGAAUCCUGACUCAGCAUGACUUUGCGAGGGUCACCAGUUCACUUCGCCGUGGUCACAGUCAUGCUGUAUAGCGUGGCCUUCAAAACCGAAAUCAACGCGCAGAUUGACGUCGUUACUGAGGUCAAUUUUGUUACGAAAAAUAUGACCUUGCUUGACCUGAUGGAUAAUGACACGUCCAGUAACAACAUUUCUGGAGGUCUCAACAUCGGGGAUCCCUGUUGUGGUCUAACAGAAGCAAACCCGUGCUCGGCCGAGGGGGCGGAGUGUGUCAACUGCACCUGUGUCUGCGAGCCAGAUCGAGCACCGAACGAGAGCAACGGCGAAGAAUGCAGGGUGAGGCCAACAGCCGCCGGUAAUCUGAAUGAUGGCGCGCUCCCCUUAGAGUUUUGCAGGGUUAAGGAUGACUGCAUUAAAGGCUUGGAUUGUAAUGACAGUAUCUGCCUUUGUCCCUAUCCCUGUAAAUUCGUCCCCGAGAAGAUGAUCUGUGACUGCGGUGAUGCUGAGCCGCCGUUGCUCCCGAUUCUGCUUGGCUGUGGCCUCGGCGUCCUUAUCUGUGGCUUUUGGCUCCGGAUGAUCAUGCUGACGCUCUCGAGACACGAAUCUUCCCUCAAGAGCCGUCCGCAGGGAGGUGGUGUCGAGCUCGUGCCCCGAGUGACCCCGAAAGACGCUGCCAACGGAACCAACCCGCCGCCCUUCCCUCCGCCAAUGAACGCAAACUUACAGAACGGUGGCUUAGACCCUUAUGGGUACUCGGCUCCUCCCCCUUUCCCGCCCCCUCAGUUCGGCUUCGACCCCACAACAAGACCUCUCUCCCUCCGCCCUAUGCAUCCCCUUCUGUCCCUGCCCAUCCUACCCAUUCCGUCCCUCCCUAUGUCACUUUGCCCAACACAGCUUAUUCUCCACCCAAGGAAGAGAAACAAUAAACUUGGCAGCCACUUCGCCGUGUCAAGACCAAGACCCCGAAGAUGUUCGAAAUUCUGGAUUCUUUUUCGUCUUUGUUCGAAAAUCGUGACCGUGGCCGAAACAAAAAAUUAUUGUAGAAAGUGACCAUUUUCGUAAAAUACAGAAAUAAAUAAU